AUGAGUUCCAAGCCGCAGGCACCGCGCGUGGCCAAACCCCGGUCCAAGAGGGCUUGUAUUACAUGCAAUGCACGACGAGUCCGGUGCAAUGUUGUCGAGAAACAUCCCUGCGACAACUGCAAGGCUGCAGGAAUAAAUUGCGAGAUUGGGGUUUCUCGGAGGGGAAAAUAUCCGCGCUACAUUGUCAGCCCUCAUCCGACGGCAGCUAUUUCUACUCAGGAUGAAAUUGAAACAAACUCGAGACCGGCAACGUCAAAUCGAGAUGACCUCGCCAUCAAAAGAGACAUACUCUCGCCCGACAGCACCAGCAGCGCCUCAUUUGCAAUCCGGAGCACGUCACAGAUCAAGAGCGAACUGGAUCAGACCAUCUUCUUCGGUGAAUCGAGUCCGUUGACCUGCGUCGCCGACGAAGGGUCCAACAGACCUCCAGAGACCGGCAGUGCCGCGGCGCGGAGCAAGACGCGAUGGCAGUACCAGAUCCCCGACGACGUGUCUCGCCGCUCCAACAGCUUCUCGCUGUUUGCCAGCCGGCGAGCGCGCAAGAUCGAGCAGCUCACGCGCGAGGGCGCGUUUGAUUUCCCGGAACCUGCAGUGUGUGAAAUGCUGCUGCAGGCGUAUUUUGAGUGGUUUCAUCCGUGUUUUCCGGUCGUGGAUCGUGUCGAGAUUAGCAAGUCGUGUAAUGACAAGACAAUCUCGCCGCUGCUCUUGCAAUCGAUGCUUUUCAUUGGCGCGAGUUUAUGUAAUGACAAGGCCCUACAUGAUGCCGGGUUUCAUGACCGUUACGAGACCAAGUUUUUGUUUUAUGACCGGGGAAAAGAGAUUUUCGACGCAGAGUGCGAGACGGACUCGUUAUCCAAAAUGCAAGCAGUGUUUUUGCUGAGCUUUUGGCGCAGUACGCCGGGCCAUGAAAAAGAUACACGGUACUGGCUUGGUGCAGCAAUUAGUCUUGCCCAGACUGGUGGCUUGCAUAUGCUGUCAAAGCUAUCUCUCCUCGGCCCUAAAGAAAAGAGGAUGAGGAAGCGUAUAUUCUGGUCCCUCUAUAUACGCGAUCAGCAAGUAGCAGCCGCAUAUGGCCUACCGGCCCGGAUCCGCGACGAAGACUGCGACAUUCCGAUGCUCGACGAAACUGAUUUUGAGGAAGAGGGCGUUGUUGGUAACCCAGCUAUCUUUGGAAAGCAAAAGCCAGAGCACGCCUCGUACAUGAUCCAGAUGGCGCGAGCAGCGCGGUUACUCCGAGAAGUCGUCUGGGCGGCAUACCUGCCUGGGCACCAUCGAUAUGAGCAAGCAGAGUGCGAAAGACUAAAGGGACGCCUGAUGCAGUGGGAGUCGGAAUUGCCGGUAGAAUUGAAGCUCCAAGAGGCUACCGAGAGGGGUACAAUGUAUUUUGCGGGAAUUGUCAAUAUAACAUACAAUUAUCUAUAUAUACUUUUAUACCGUCCCUCGUUCCUUGACACGUCCGGGGACGAGCUGAAGAAAAAAGAAGGCAAAAAGGCUCUUCAGGCAGCCUGCCAAUGCACGCGUAUUCUAGAAGAUAUGCUGUCACAGAAUCUGAUUGAGCAUGGAAUGCUGCAUUUAAUCACAAACAUCUUCGCCGCCCUCUGCAUUCACACAGUACAUUUCUCUCGAGCCGACGGCACAGAGCGCAAACUAGCCGAACAUCGCGCAAAACUCUGUCUACUGGGGCUCAAAGAGCUGCAAAAGAGCUGGGAUUUGAACUAUUGGGUCCUGGAAAUAUUCUUUCAUUGUUUGGACGAAAGCACGGCCGAGUAUCUACAGCUGUCUGAAGAAAAGAACGCCACUUCGUCUUCGCUAAACUUUGCCAGCAUCUCGAAUGAUGCAGGGCCAUCGUCAAAGCAAUUUGUGCGCAAUAUGCAAAUACUCCCUGACACCAUCACGCCAACAACCAUUUCUCCGUAUGAACAGAAUCAGCAGCAGCAACAGCAACAAGAAGAAGUACUCAAAGAACAACGGCCGCAGACAUGGUCUGAAAUGACGCCCUUGUCUCCUCCUAGCAACGAAGUUGACAUCGACCUUUCAGAGCCGUUUUUGUUUGAUGAGGAAUUUGCGCGCAACUUUGGGUCGUGCACGCCGCGGCUGGAUGCGCUGAAUUCGUCGAAUUUGGACUUUUUGUGCAGGUAUUUGUGA
Messenger RNA from Talaromyces rugulosus, 2145 nucleotides. RefSeq lists its product as uncharacterized. Gene Ontology annotation, molecular function: DNA-binding transcription factor activity, RNA polymerase II-specific; zinc ion binding; DNA binding. The transcript is spliced from 7 exons. Gene Ontology annotation, biological process: regulation of DNA-templated transcription; DNA-templated transcription. NCBI's taxonomy places the organism in Eukaryota, Fungi, Ascomycota, Eurotiomycetes, Eurotiales, Trichocomaceae. The record is from RefSeq and is a predicted model, not a curated record. The coding region runs from base 1 to 2145 and encodes 714 amino acids.